AUGCGCCCCGCCGCGCUGGCCCUGGGCUGGAGGACGCUCUGGGCGCUCGCGCUCUCCUCCCUCUCCAACACGUUGGCGGUGAAUAACAGCGGCCGGUGGUGGGGGAUCAUCAACGUGGCCUCCUCCACCAACCUGCUGACGGACUCCAAGAACGUGCAGCUGGUGCUGGACCCCAGCCUGCAGCUGCUGAGCCGCAAGCAGCGCAAGCUGAUCCGCCAGAACCCCGGCGUGCUGCACAGCGUCAGCAGCGGCCUCCAGAGUGCCAUCAAGGAGUGCAAGUGGCAGUUCCGCAACCGCCGCUGGAACUGCCCCACCUCGCAGGGACCCAACAUCUUCGGCAAGAUCGUCAACCGUGGGUGCCGGGAGACAGCCUUCAUCUUCGCCAUCACCAGCGCGGGUGUGACACACUCGGUGGCGCGGUCCUGCUCCGAGGGCUCCAUCGAGUCGUGCACCUGCGACUACCGGCGCCGCGGCCCCGGCGGCCCUGACUGGCACUGGGGCGGCUGCAGCGACAACAUCGACUUCGGGCGCCUCUUCGGCCGGGAGUUCGUGGACUCCAGCGAGAAGGGCCGGGACCUCCGUUUCCUCAUGAACCUGCACAACAACGAGGCCGGACGCAUGACCGUCUUCUCGGAGAUGCGGCAGGAAUGCAAGUGCCACGGCAUGUCGGGCUCGUGCACGGUGCGCACGUGCUGGAUGCGGCUGCCCACCUUCCGCGCCGUGGGCGACUUCCUCAAGGACCGCUUCGACGGCGCCUCGCGCGUCAUCUACGGCAACAAGGGCAGCAACCGGGCGUCGCGCGUGGAGCUGCACCACCUGGAGCCCGAGAACCCGGCGCACAAGCCGCCCUCGCCCCACGACCUCGUCUACUUCGAGAAGUCGCCCAACUUCUGCACCUACAGCGGCAAGAUGGGCACAGCGGGCACGGCCGGGCGCUUCUGCAACAGCUCCUCGCCGGGGCUGGACGGCUGCGAGCUGCUGUGCUGUGGGCGCGGGUACCGCACGCGCACCCAGCGCGUCACCGAGCGCUGCAACUGCACCUUCCACUGGUGCUGCCAUGUCAGCUGCCUGAACUGCACCAACACCCAGGUGCUGCACGAGUGCUUGUGA
Nothoprocta perdicaria is the source of this 1110-nucleotide messenger RNA. RefSeq names its product Wnt family member 1 (gene WNT1). Gene Ontology annotation, cellular component: extracellular region. NCBI's taxonomy places the organism in Eukaryota, Metazoa, Chordata, Aves, Tinamiformes, Tinamidae. Gene Ontology annotation, molecular function: frizzled binding; cytokine activity. The record is from RefSeq and is a predicted model, not a curated record. The coding region runs from base 1 to 1110 and encodes 369 amino acids. Gene Ontology annotation, biological process: multicellular organism development; cell fate commitment; canonical Wnt signaling pathway. The transcript is spliced from 4 exons.